CGCGGGCUCCUUGUCCGCCCGCUGCGUCCGUGUCCUUCCCGCCGCGCUCGCCUCUUCUCGCCAUGAAGGUCGCCGCUGUCGCUUCUUCGCCGCUGCCCGCGGGCGCUGGUGGCCCGCUGAAGGCUGUGCGGCCCGGGGAAGCCGCCCGCUGCGGGCCAGUCCCGGGGGUGUCGCCGGUGGCGGCGGAGCAGGCGGCCGCCGCGCUGCUGUACGAUAUGAAGGGCUGCUACUCGCGGCUACGGGCGCUGGUGCCGACGCUGCCGCGGCACCGGCGGGUCUCCAAGGUAGAGCUGCUGCAGCACGUUAUCGACUACAUCUGGGACCUGCAGCUGGAGCUGCAGUGCGGCCCCCCCCGCCCCGCCGCUGCUGGGGACUCCCCCGAGGCUCCGUGCAUUCCCGCUGCCGAUCGGAUCCUCUGCCGCUGAGACCGCUCUGGACCUUCCACGGACAUCGUUCCCGGGAUCCCGGUCCCACCACGGACAUCAUCCCCGGGAUCCUGGUCCCACCACGGACAUCGUUCCCGGGACCCCGUCCCCGAGCACCGCGGCUCACCCGCAUCCCUGGCUCCCCACCCGCAGCCUGGGCAGGGGGUGCUGUGGGCCGGAUCCUUCCUUCUCAGAUUGCUGAGAGCAUUCCCCGUAUUGUAUAUUACAAUGAUGCUGGAGAAUAUUGUUCUACAAUAGCUGGAGUUUUGUUAUUAAACAAGCCCUGAUGACCACA
Zonotrichia leucophrys gambelii is the source of this 720-nucleotide messenger RNA. RefSeq names its product inhibitor of DNA binding 1 (gene ID1). Gene Ontology annotation, cellular component: nucleus; cytoplasm. Lineage: Eukaryota; Metazoa; Chordata; Aves; Passeriformes; Passerellidae. Gene Ontology annotation, biological process: circadian regulation of gene expression; cell differentiation; negative regulation of transcription by RNA polymerase II. The record is from RefSeq and is a predicted model, not a curated record. Gene Ontology annotation, molecular function: protein dimerization activity; transcription regulator activity. Bases 63 to 425 code for a protein of 120 amino acids. The transcript is spliced from 2 exons.